Rhinocladiella mackenziei CBS 650.93 is the source of this 624-nucleotide messenger RNA. RefSeq lists its product as uncharacterized. Lineage: Eukaryota; Fungi; Ascomycota; Eurotiomycetes; Chaetothyriales; Herpotrichiellaceae. The transcript has 2 exons. The record is from RefSeq and is a predicted model, not a curated record. The coding region runs from base 1 to 624 and encodes 207 amino acids.
AUGCAAUACCUCCUUUACACUGCGGCUGUGGCUUUCUUUGCCCGACUGGCCAUUGCGCAGACAGUUGAUCCCAAUUCAGUGCCCUUGUCAACGAGGCAGGCCUGGUGUGACUCUCAAAUUUCACAAUGUCCGCUGAUUUGCUUGCAAGAGGAGGGGAAUUCUGCUGCUACAUACUCCAAUACCUGUGACCCUGUGACCCUCACCUACAGCUGUGUUUGCUCCAACGGCCUCGCUCCCAAUGCCUCGGAAUACUCUCAGACUCUACCAUACUACAUCUGCACCCAGUACAAUUCCAAUUGUCAGGCAGCUUGCGGUAACAACAACGAUUGCGCCGCCGCAUGUGUCCAAGAUCACCCAUGUGGUGCUUCGGAUCCUACAAGAGUGAACACAAGCACAAUCACCACCAUGCCCGCUACCAGCACUACCGCAGGGGCUGCGGCUUCCACGGCAUCAGAUGGCGUGAUAUAUACUGGCUUCGGUGAUGGUGCUGCUGCCACCGCUUCUGCUUCUUCCGACGGCUCAGGAAGCUCGGCGGCCACAAGAAUCAUUGUCAACAUUGGCCAGAUUUAUGGACUAGGAGUUGUUGCUGCAGGUAUCUUUGCCGGCUUCUCAUUUAUGCUUUAA